This is a messenger RNA of Aphanomyces invadans, 1586 nucleotides long. RefSeq lists its product as hypothetical. The coding region runs from base 11 to 1399 and encodes 462 amino acids. The record is from RefSeq and is a predicted model, not a curated record. The transcript is spliced from 9 exons. Gene Ontology annotation, cellular component: centrosome. NCBI's taxonomy places the organism in Eukaryota, Oomycota, Saprolegniomycetes, Saprolegniales, Verrucalvaceae.
GGAAAGUGCCAUGGACGACGACGACCUGUUUGGGUAUCGUGCUGCCCAUAAGACGACCCUCGACAAGCACAACGCCGCCGCCGCCUCCAACGACAACCUGCUCACGUUUUACAGGUCCAGAUGCGAUGCAUUUCACCAGGAACGGAAAGAUCUCCUGGAACGCUUCCACGAGCUGGAUGUGUCAAGGGAGGCGUGGCAUCGAACACAGUGGCAGAAUCAAGCGCACAAACAAGAAAUUGUGGACCUCAAGGUCGAGCUUGCUCGGGCGAAAGAUCAACUCCAUGCAGCCGAGGAGACGAUUGCGACCCUUCGAUCCGAGCAAGAAUCGUUCAAGAUUCAAGAGGCCGAAGACAGGAAGCGCAUUCAGCACUUGCUUCACUUGACCCACCCAACUUCGGAGGAAAUCACGUUUUACAAGGAUUGUCGCCCAGGCCACUCGCUGCGGUCCCCAGUGUGUGACCCGCUGUCGUCAGGCGACACGUUACCAUCGAACGUCAGCUUAGCCGCCGAGCCAUGUUUCCGGACCAUGAGCAAGCAAGACAAGCACAUGAAACGAGUGGCUUCGAACGGCGCAGCCAACGGUGGAAACAAGGGGCGCGUCAUCCGCACAGUCUACUUGCCAAGCGAGCAGGCGGAUUCACUCCUGCUUCGCGUGCAGCACCUCACGAAAGAGCUCGAGACGCACCAAACCCUGUCGAACAACCGCAUUCAAGGUCUUCUCAACGAUCUGGAAAUGGUGACAGUCGAGUCCAAGCGACAGUGCGAGGCUCACAAUCAAGAGCUGAAGAGCACACAGACAGACUUUACAAAGAUGCAGCGUCUGCUCAACAAGGCGACGAAAGAUUACCUCGUCGCGCGGCAUGAUGCCUUGGCAGCGCAGCAAAACGCCGAGGAAGAAAUGGCUCACUUGCAUACGCUUCUCCAAGAAGCCAAGGCAGAAAAGGAAGCAGUGAAGCAUCAAGCGAUCGCUGAAACCCAAGCCAUCCGCGAAACCAUCCGCGCCGAGGGCAACCUGUGUGCCGAAGAGUUUCGAAAACAAGCCGUGUCAAGGGAGCGCGAUAUUCACAUCCUCAAGGAGCAAUAUGCAGCCGUUCAAGAAAGUUACAGUGCCCGCAUCUCGAAUUUGCAAGCGCGCCUGACCAAGCUCCGAUCCCGCUACAAAGCGUUGGAAAGCCGACGAAAUCUCGACAUGGAAGGGUUUUCCAGAGAUAUCACGACGCUAAAGCGCCACAUCGUCAAGCUCGAAAAUUUGUACUACGGCACAAAGCUCACGACCGACGAAAUUCGGUUGCUCAGGAUCGACGAAUCGAACACGCUGCAUGGUCCCGACUUGGAGUUGGAAAUCGGGCAACUGCAGAGGCGAUAUACAGCGUUGGCUGCAGACAUCAUGAACGCAUGAGAGAGCGCGCGCGCUGCCUAUUCGGCUGCUUUAUUCUUGUUCUUCUCUUGAAUGUAUCGAGACAUAAACUCGGACGCGCGAAACUGGUUCGACCACAGCACUCGCCCGACCCAGUUGGUUUGCUGGCCACUCGACACAAUGUUGAGCAAGUUUUGCUUUUGCGCGUUGAAAUCAUAGUGCGUCUGGC